UGUGCUCGGGACCCGGGAAAAUAUUGGAUUUGGUUUAAUAACACAGCAGUGUUGGGAUACGCUGUUUUGUGUUGUAUUGAGCAGCAUGAUAGGGCUUGCCUCGUCGCACAAAUCCAACCUGUACGUGUUAUCUCGCGGCGACGUGCAAAUAACGUGAAAGAUGUCAGGACUCCAGAGUCCAGGGUGAUCGAUGAGCAGCUGUCCGCAGGUUUCAAUGUGGACAGUCGAGAGACAGAAGAAGGAAAGCGUGUUUUUUUUUUAACUGGCUGUUUGCACAUGCAGUCCUCGGGAAAGUUAAAGGGGCCCGCGGUCUCAUUGGAGGGCGCAUAGUAAGAGGGCAGCUGGAAGCAAAGGCAGCUGAUGGUCCUCUCUGAUCAGCACGAGGAUUUCUGCACUGAGGAGGAAUUCAUGUGAAGUGGGAGGCGCCCGAGCGAGGCGAGCGGCACGACUGCUGGCCGAAUUCGAGAAUUACCCUUGAUGAACACAGAUUGGUUUCACUUAACAGGCGCAGGUGCGUGGAGUUUGCGAUACGGCGCAGCUGAGCGAUUCCACGUUUCUGACUGUACGCUGACGCAUUUUAUGCCAAACAGAAACUAUACGGAGAGAGGUUAUUGCAGCAGUUGAUUUUUUUUUUCACGGGACAGGAUAGGCUACAUGUUGCAAUGGGAGCCGGUCCGAUACCCAUCCUCUUGCAGAAUCCGAAUUCAGAAGCAGUGCUAUCUUGAUUUGGAGAUCUAGCCUAUAGGCUAUAUCGGAAUUUGACCGCCGUGUCAUUGCCCAGUCCAAUAUCCGGCAGCUGAAAGGCAUCUUCUUAACGGCAAAGAGGAGAGGUGUGUGUGGGGGGGGGGGGGAACUGUCCGCUUCACUACUCUCCAUCUGCGCCCUGGACGGCUUGAAAUGAGGACCACAUCCCGGCUGUGUUCCGUGUGAAGAGGAAAGUGGGGCGGCUGUUUCUUUGGCUCUUAAGGACGCAAAAAUAGUGGCCGCCGGCCGAGCUGCGAAGCAUGGAGCGGGACGACACCGACACCGUGAGCGCGUCCAAAAAGACAAUAAUUGCCAAGAUAUUUAAAGUUCGGAAGAGGAGGGAGAUGCUUUUCGUUCAGGUGUGCUUUAUCUGCAGUGCCCUCUUCGUGGCGUGGAGCAUGUCGGCGCUGUUGACCAAGACAGGCCAUGGGAUGUUAGUAGAGGGACAUCCGGACCCUGAACACUGGGGAAGACGGCUAAUGGCUUCAGUACCAGACAACGAAACGGAGCAGAACUGUUCAGCGCCAGCAAUACACGAGUUCCCCACUGACCUUUUCACCACUGAUGAACGCAAGAGCGGGGCCAUUGUGCUCCACAUCGUGGCGGCACUCUACAUGUUCCUGGCCCUAGCCAUAACAUGUGACGAAUACUUUGUGACAUCGCUGGAGAAGAUCUGUGAGAAACUAGAUCUGAGUGAAGAUGUUGCAGGAGCCACCUUCAUGGCAGCUGGCAGCUCUGCACCAGAGCUUUUUGCAUCUGUCAUUGGUGUCUUCAUUACCCACGGUGAUGUGGGGGUGGGGACCAUCGUUGGCUCAGCGGUCUUCAACAUCCUUUGCAUCAUUGGUGUCUGCGGGAUCUUUGCUGGACAGGUGGUGAUUUUGACCUGGUGGGCAGUUUUCAGGGAUUCCUUCUACUACAUCCUGUCUGUUUUGGCUUUAAUUGCAUUCAUCUACGACGGCAAGAUAGUUUGGUGGGAGAGUUUGAUACUGGUGGUCAUGUAUGCUGGAUACAUCCUUGUCAUGAAAUUCAACACCAGCAUGCAGAGAUUUUUCAUGGGGUCGAAGUCGAAAAAGAACGUGGCCAAUGGUAACGCUGCGGCCAGCAGUGAGAUGGAGGACGGUAAUACUAGUUAUGACUAUGUUUGGGAUGAUGACCCGUCAUCACCUCUACUCUCAUCAGUCAAGCCCACCAAGGCUUACAGCCGUGGAUCAGUGGUGAUGGUAGACGAGAUCAUGAACGACAGCCCUUCGAAGUUCAGGUUUCCAGAAGCUGGCCUCCGUGUCAUGGUCACCAGCCAUUUUGGACCCAAGACCCGUCUGCGCAUGGCCAGUCGCCUCAUCAUUACAGAGCGCCAGAAGUUGGUCCAAGCUGCCAAUGGAGUGGAGACACAAGUGAUUGAUGGGAAGGUAGAAAUCGAGAAUGGAAACGUGCCAGAGGACAAACCCACCGAGGCGCCGGAAAACGAUACAAUCUCGCCGUUUCAUGUUCCAAAGGGAAUUGGAAGCAAGUUGAAAUGGCUGAUAUCGUGGCCUCUGCUCCUGUUGCUGUUCUUUACCGUCCCAAACUGUGCCAAGCCUCGCUGGGAGAAAUUCUUCAUGGCCUCCUUCAUCCUUUCCACUGUCUGGAUUGCAGUCUUCUCCUACUUCAUGGUCUGGAUGGUGACUGUAAUCGGGUUCACUCUGGGAAUCCCUGAUGUCAUCAUGGGCAUCACUUUCCUGGCAGCAGGCACCAGCGUCCCAGACUGCAUAGCCAGUCUCAUUGUGGCUCGGCAAGGUUUGGGAGACAUGGCGGUGUCCAACACUAUUGGCAGUAAUGUGUUUGAUAUUCUCGUGGGACUCGGGGUUCCCUGGGCGAUACAGACCAUGUGUGUGAGCUAUGGAUCAGAGGUGAUGAUUAACAGUCGGGGCCUGGUGUACUCUGUGGUGCUGCUGCUGGGCUCGGUGGCCCUUACGGUGCUGGGGAUCCACCUGAAUAAAUGGAGGCUGGACGUGAAGCUGGGCGUGUAUGUCCUGGUGUUGUACGCCAUCUUCCUCUGCUUUUCCGUCAUGAUUGAAUACAACGUAUUCACCUUCGUCAACCUACCCAUGUGCAUGGAGGAGUAAAGCACAGCAGCAUGGCUCGGAUACCAAAACCUCAACGCUCCAAUAGCAACCCCAAAAUCAUAUCUUUUUUUUUUUUUUUUUUCAAUAAUACUGGACCUAUCUGCAGACUCUUUUUUCUUCUCUUGCGCUCUUUCUUGUAAUCCUUUUAGUCCCAAAUAUGAGUUUCAUUUCCUCAAGAGGCAGUACACGCAGUAAGAGUGGACUCCAUUCUAUGUCUCUAAUUUGUCCUCUUGUCACACAGUGCCGGUCCUUAAUUCCCAUUAUUUCGGGCAUUGCCUGUUAUUGCAGUAAAGACUUUAGUUCCUCUGUGCACCUGUUAACUUUCUACCCAUCUAGCAUGCCUUUUAGAUGUCGGGGAAUCUCCAAAAUCAUAAGUGCCCCUGUUGAUAGUUGGUGUGUAUUUUCACUGUUUUCACAUUGUAGAUUUCCACACAUCAUUUCCAAAGCCUUUCCACAAACCAAACCAGUGUCUGUGAAGAAGAAGAAAAAAAUCCUUUGAUUCUAACCAAAACCCUCACAUAGAGAUAACUUCCCUUGAACUUAUUCCUAAAAGAAUUACAGUUACCCCAGCACCCAAAGAUAAAAAGUGCACUCAUUUUUCCCUUUGGACCCCAUGGAGGAGGGCCUUGUCCUUGGCAGCUCCCCUCCUCCAGCCUGGACCGACUCCCCUGGCAUGGCCUUUGGCAUCAGGGAGCAGAUACUGUUAGCGCUUCACUUCAGUCACCCUACGCAACAAUUUUCAACCCUCAUCUGCUUGAUCAAAUCUGCUUUGUUUUCUUAAAAAAAAGAAGACGUUUUUUCGGGACAUUUUGUGUCAAGAUGUAUCACAGUCCAGAUCAGAUGACUGUGAGGGUGUUAUGCAUAUGCAACACUGCACAAUGUAAACUUGUAAACACUUUAUUUUGUUUUUGUAUUUAUUUUUUCAAACCAAGGUUUUGUCUAGUUUGAAAUACGGAGGAGAGCUUGUUGCAAAUAUAGGACAUUGCCUGUUUUUCACUGAAACCAAUUGCACAUGGAAAUGCUUUUCUUGCUUUGUGCUGUAAGGAGAUUUGACCACUCAGAGAGGUAUCUGGCUGGUACUAGCGACUCCACUCCAGCAUUAUGUUCAUUCAGCGAUGGGUCAGUCCACUUUUCCCUCUGCACAACUUCAGAAAAAAACCUGGAUCCCGAUCUGUGGGAUGCAUUGGAUUUUUGACAUCAGGUGACUUGUUGUCAUCUUGAGACAGCAGCAGCAUGGAGGUCGUUUUAAAGAAAAUGCAACCAGACGGUUCUCAACACUGACUGUCUGCUAUAACACCCUCUGGCCAGUAGGGGGUACCGCAGCCCCUCUACCCAGGGCGGGGUUGCCAACCACAUCAGGGAAACUCGGAGAUGGACAACUCCAGGAGAUGGUGGUGGUCUCUUGAUUUUGAGUUACAUGUAGAUAUUGCACUUUAAUGGCCGUCCUCUCAUUCUAAAUCAACUAGUGCUUCCUUCUAUGCGUGUGUAUUUUCUCUCUCUCUCUCUGUGUGUGUGUGUGUGUGUGUGUGUGUGUGUGUGUGUGUGUGUGUGUGUGUGUGUGUGUGUGUGUGUGUGUGUGUGUUUCCCACACUGGGCUUUCAACUCUUGACAGACUGGAAACUCUUAACACCAUGAGCACAUCCGCCUCUGUCUGCAGUGCAUGCUGGGACAUUAAACGCAGCUCCUCCACAGCACAGCAAAAAGGCUGAGGGCUUCUGGGCGUCUCCAUGGACACCGCCCGACCCACUUUACACAAAUCGGCAGCUACGAGCACCACUGCAAUCCAGACAUUUUGACAUCAUGCAAAAAUGCCUGUGAGGAGUCCGUAAGUGAAGUGCAGAGACUAAAAAGCGUGUGCGGAGUGUUUAAAGUGUUGAAAAUAUUCCUCUGCCAGACGGUUGGCAGCAGGCACUUGUAUAUGCAAUCUCAAUUUGAAGAAUUCUGUGUGACAGAAGGCCCCUGCAAGGUUGCCAUAUAAAGACGGGGGAUCCCGUGGAGAUGUGACGUCGGUUUGUCUAGUACUUGAUGUGUGAGCUCACAGGUGUGUGUUUGUGACAGUCAAUAAACUGAGCCCAAAGGAUGGAUGUUUCUGGACCAGUGGCUUUGAGGCAAGUCUUACACACACUCUCCUCCCCUUUUUCCUCUUUCUGCACUCGAGUUCCCUCUUGCACAAGGGCAUUAACUCUCCACCAACCCGAGCAGGAGGGGCAGCAGGGACUGCAUGGACGGAUAGUUUUCCUCCGCUGUCCUGGGACGGUCACUUUUUAAAGAACCUGGAUGAGAGCAGACUUUAAGGAAUAAAAAAACAAAGUCGGACAUCUUUAAGCUGCUACUCUAUCAGUGUUCAAAUGGGUUUGUUUACUGGACAGAGGUGACCACACAGGGCCUACAGACUUCUCCACACACCCACUAACUGCUUGUACACCACCCUUUCUCCCCCUCAACCCUUUCAGCGAGUCUUCUGAACAUACAGGACCUACUUUUUUGAUGCUUUUUGUGGGGAAGGCACAUCUGUACUGUACUUGAGUUGAUUCAGAAUGAUCAGUGUUAGGGGGUGUUAGUGUUCAUAUUUUUGUUGUUGCUCUGUGUGGUCAUGUCCCGGUUGCCGGGUUUGAGUGGUAACACCCACAGCCGGGGAAAAAAAAACUGCUCCUCUUUUUUGUCCUCAUCUUGCCACACAGCGUACGUUCUCACCGGCUGUCUAACUCGCAUCUUUGUUACCAAGUCAAUUUUUUUAAAGAGGAAAAAAAUGAGUAGAAUUCCGAUGCCAUACUUGUAUCUCUGCAAAAAUCCAGAUUGUAUGGAAAUCCUGUGUACAAAAUAAGCUCACACACUUUAGAACACACACGUUAGAAAUGGCAAAUGAAUACAAGAGAGGACCGGUAUGUAUUUCUUGAUUGAAUGCGACCUGAUGCACUGUGAGCUCAAUGUGACGUGGGAGUUGUUUUGUCAAGAAUAAUAAUUGAUUAAAAAAUAUAUUUAAUGUAUAGUAAUUAUAAAACAUAACUGAGGACAUCUGUAUAACUUAUAUGAAUGUAUUGUCUUGCUAUAGGCCUACUGGACAUAUCCAAUCAAUGCAUUUUACUGUAAAGCAAUAAUGUGAAGAAAAAAAAAUUAAAUGGCAAAUAAUUCCUGUACAUUUGUCUCAUAAGUUCUUGGAUUGUUUGUGAAACAAAUUAAAUGAAGCCAUUUGUACAUGUA
This is a messenger RNA of Sander lucioperca (pikeperch), 6047 nucleotides long. It is a transcript of the gene slc24a4b, whose product is annotated as solute carrier family 24 member 4b. Gene Ontology annotation, biological process: intracellular calcium ion homeostasis; calcium ion transmembrane transport. Bases 1005 to 2846 code for a protein of 613 amino acids. The transcript has 17 exons. Gene Ontology annotation, molecular function: calcium, potassium:sodium antiporter activity; calcium channel activity. Gene Ontology annotation, cellular component: membrane. Lineage: Eukaryota; Metazoa; Chordata; Actinopteri; Perciformes; Percidae. The record is from RefSeq and is a predicted model, not a curated record.